Ichthyophthirius multifiliis is the source of this 2497-nucleotide messenger RNA. RefSeq lists its product as hypothetical. Gene Ontology annotation, biological process: maturation of LSU-rRNA from tricistronic rRNA transcript (SSU-rRNA, 5.8S rRNA, LSU-rRNA); maturation of 5.8S rRNA from tricistronic rRNA transcript (SSU-rRNA, 5.8S rRNA, LSU-rRNA); rRNA methylation. The transcript has 2 exons. Gene Ontology annotation, molecular function: rRNA (guanine) methyltransferase activity; rRNA (uridine-2'-O-ribose)-methyltransferase activity. The annotation marks the transcript as partial. The record is from RefSeq and is a predicted model, not a curated record. Lineage: Eukaryota; Ciliophora; Oligohymenophorea; Hymenostomatida. Gene Ontology annotation, cellular component: nucleolus; preribosome, large subunit precursor.
AUAAAUGGUAAAAAAACAAAAGUAAGGAAAAGGCCGUAAAGAUAUUCAUUAUAGAAUGGCAAAAGAAAGUGGAUAUCGUUCCCGUGCCUGUUUUAAAUUAAUUCAAAUAAAUAAAAAAUACAGCUUUUUAGAAAAGGCUAAUGCCGUAAUUGAUUUAUGUGCUGCCCCAGGAGGUUGGUUAUAAGUAGUUUAAAAAUUCAGUCCUAUAACAUGUAAGAAAAUCGGAUUAGAUUUGGUCCCUAUUAAAGCUAUUCCAGGUGUAAAAACAUUCGUAUAAGAUAUUACUACCCCUCAAUGUUAUUAGCUAUUAAAAAAAGAAUUAAAUGGGAUAAAGGCAGAUGUUGUAUUAAAUGAUGGUGCCCCAAAUAUCGGCUCAAACUGGUAAAAAGAUGCGUUUUCAUAAACUGAAUUGACUUUAUGUGCAUUAAAAUUAGCAUGUAAUUUUCUUACUAAAGGCGGAAUAUUCGUCACUAAGGUCUUUCGUUCAAAAGAUUACAAUGCAUUAGUAUGGGUAUGCAAGAAGUUCUUCAAAACCAUUGAAGCGAACAAGCCAAAAGCUUCAAGAUUCUAAUCAGCGGAAAUAUUUUUAGUAUGUUCUGACUUUAUAGCUCCUGAUUUCAUCGAUGAUAAACUUUUCGAAAUAAAAUACAUCUUCAAAGACACUGAGGAUGAUUAUUAUACAAAUUAAGUAUAACACGAAGUAAAUUCAAUUGAUAAAAUUAUGCAAAAAAGAAGAAAAAGAGUCGGAUAUGCCGAUGAUGUUAAAUAAACAGUUUUUUAAGCGAUUCCUUUCGCAGAAUUUGUUAAUGUAAAUAACCCUUUUGCUGUUUUUUUAACACAUAAUGCUAUAUCUUUUAAUACUUAAGUUGAUAAAAAUCUCUUAAAUGUAGCUCAGGGACCUGAAGAUUGGAAAGAGUUAUGUGAAGAUAUACUAGUUUUGGGAAAAAGAGAUAUAGCUAAGCUUAUUAAAUGGAGAAACAAAAUAUAACAUUCUUAAAAAAAAUAGAGAUAAUAAUUAAAAGCAACUUCAGGAAAACAAAAUGAAGAAAAUUCUGAAAAUGACCAAAUUUCCGAAAUAGAAGAAAUAGAUGAAUAUGAGGAAAAUUCUGGAAAUGAAGAAGCUUCUGAAAAUGAUGAAAUUUCUGAAGAAGAAGAAGAAGAAAAAGAAGAAAAAGAUGAAAUUUCUAAUAGUAAUAGUGAUUUAUAGAAAGAAAUAUAAGAAGUAUAAAAGCAAGAAUUAAAUAAAUAAAGAAAACAAAGAGCUAAAUAGGCUAAAGAACUAUAAAAAUAAGCCGUAACAUCCGAAUUUGCGAAUAAUAUUGGAGACGAGGAAUUAUUUUCAGCUAUAGAGCAUAGAGAUUUAAUGAAAUUAGAUUAUAUAGACCUAGGUAAUGAAGAUGAUUAAAAAGUACCAAAGAUUUCCAAAAUAAUUUCUUUUAAAAAUAACCGAGAGCUUGAGUAGAAUCUUGAAGGUAUUUACGAAUAAAAAAAGUUAAAAUAAUAAGCUAUAAAGGCCAAAAAAAUGACCGAAAAUAAAGAAAAAGAUAUCGAACUUACUUAAAAAAAUAACAUGGAAGUAUAAGGAUUAAAUAAUACAAAUAAUAACGUAGUUUAUGAAGAAAAUUAAAUAUAAGGUUUAAUUAAAAAACGUAAAUGGUUCAAUAAUGAACUUCUAGAAGAUGAAAUGACUUCCGAAGACGAAAAAAGCAAUGAUUUAGAAAAAGGUGAACUUUUUAAUGGCAAGGAGUUUAUAAACCCACUAAAAAAAACUAACCUUAUAUCAAAAAAAGAAGACGAUGAAGAUUCUCAAUAAGAUGAUGAAAAUUAUCAUUCAUAAUAAAAUUAAUUUUUAGAUUUAAAUGAUGAUAAUAUUUAUAUUAAAAAACGUAAAUAAAAAGAUUUAUUUGAAAAUUAUGAUAUAGAUCCUAAUGAAAAAGUUCCUGGUGAACUUUCCGAUGAUGAAGCCUAUAUAAUCAAAGUCCCUAAAACUGAUAUGGAAAAAAGAAGAAGAGCAUUAAAAAGGGCUGAAAAAAAAAAACUAUUAAAACUAAUGAUGGAAAUGCAGUGCCUACAAUAGACCAUUUAGAUAAUAAGAUAGAAAUUGUACCCUAAUAAGAAGAUUUUGAUAUUGAUACAUUAGCUGAAACGAUAGCUUUGGCCAAAAAAAUGUAAAGAAAAAGAGCGCGAGAAGAUAUUAUAGACUCUACUUAUUCAAAAUAUGCAUUUGAAGAUUAAGACAAUUUACCUCUAUGGUUUAGAGAAGAUGAAGAAAAGCAUUAUUUUAAACAUUUACCAAUUACUAAGGAAGAAAUUUAAUCAGAAAAAGAUAAAAUUAUGAGCAUAAAUAGAAGAGCACCUAAAAAAAUUUUAGAAGCCAAAAUUAGAAAUUAUAAAAGAAUGGAAAAGAAAAUGAAAAAAGCUUAAAAAAGGGCAAACUUUUUAAUGGAAUAAGAAGGUAUUCCAGAAUAAAUGAAACUUAGAUAAGUUAAAUAAUUAU